Messenger RNA from Drosophila suzukii, 1829 nucleotides. RefSeq names its product Odorant receptor 85d (gene Or85d). Gene Ontology annotation, cellular component: plasma membrane. Gene Ontology annotation, biological process: sensory perception of smell; detection of chemical stimulus involved in sensory perception of smell. NCBI's taxonomy places the organism in Eukaryota, Metazoa, Arthropoda, Insecta, Diptera, Drosophilidae. Gene Ontology annotation, molecular function: olfactory receptor activity; odorant binding. The record is from RefSeq and is a predicted model, not a curated record.
AUGCUAAUCAAGUAUAUAUAUGGACCAAAGGAGCGGAAAAUUGGACAAUUCCAAUAUGGCAGCGAAGAAGCAAACUCAAGAACCCAAAGCAGGAAGAAAUCAGAUCCCAUUCCAUUGGAUGGCUUUCUAAAGUAUGCAAAUGUUUUCUAUCUCUCAAUUGGAAUGCUGGCCUACGAUCACAGGAUAGUGACAAAAGGAGGAGCUUUGCUCCACUGGAUGUUUAUUGGGCAGAGUAACCUGAAUGCAGUGCUAAUUUCGGAACUGAUCUACGUAUUUCUGGCGAUCAGCAGGGAAGCAACUUCUGGAGCCACCAUGAAUCUCUUCAUUGGUUUUGUGGUCGUUGGGGCUAAAAUCUGGCACAUUUGGCGUCAGCGGAAGAGACUCACCCAAGUGGUUAACGAAUUGGAGAACUUGCAUCCGGGCUUGGAUCAGCAGGAGCCAUAUAAUAAGUAUCACCUAAGUGGCUAUAGUCGAUAUAGUAAGUUUUACUUUGGCAUGCUGGUGCUGAUCUGGACCUACAACCUCUACUGGGCGGUUUACUAUCUGGUCUGCGAUUUCUGGCUGGGAGUGCGUAAAUUUGAGAGGAUGCUGCCCUACUACUGCUGGGUUCCCUGGGAUUGGAGUACCGGAUUUAGCUAUUACCUGAUGUAUAUCUCGCAGAUGGCUGGACAGGCGUGUCUCUCUGGUCAGCUGGCAGCGGAUAUGUUGAUGUGCCUUGUCACCCUGGUGGUGAUGCACUUCAUCCGCCUUUCCGGCCACAUCCAGGGGCAUGUGGCGGGAUUAUCACCACAGCGGGACUUGGAGUUCAUCCAAGCAGUGGUGGCCUAUCACCAGAGGUUACUGCUCCUCUGCCAGGACAUUAACGAGAUCUUCGUAUCCCUGCUGUGCAACUUCGUGUCCUCAUCCUUCAUCAUCUGCUUCGUGGGAUUCCAGAUGACCAUCGGUGGCAAGAUCGACAACCUGGUAAUGCUCGUCCUGUCUUUCUGCGCCAUGGUGCAGGUCUUUAUGAUAGCCACACACGCCCAGCGGCUCAUCGAUGCGAGUGAGCAGAUUGGGCAAGCGGUCUACAACCACGACUGGUUCCAUGCGGAUUUACGCUAUCGGAAGAUGCUAGUUCUAAUUGUUAAGAGGGCCCAACAACCCAGUCGCCUAAAGGCCACAAUAUUCCUCAAUGUCUCACUGGUCACCGUAUCGGAUCUGCUACAACUAUCCUACAAAUUCUUCGCCCUCCUGCGCACAAUGUAUAGUACCUGAAGUGGAUGGCAUUUCUGAUUAUGGCCACAAUUCAACGGCCAACAUCAUGUGGCAGUGACAUUGUGUGGUCAGAAGGAGCAAAUCAUCGCUGGCCAAUAACUUACGCCAGUUGCCGCACAGAGUUGUGGUUUUUAAUUAAAGUAGUAGCUCAAAUGAUUAGCGCGAACGCAGGUCACGGAACAAAUCGAAGGGCGGUCAACUAACCGCAGUAGCAAUGAUUAAUUAUCGCCAUUUCGCUUGCACAAAGGGCCAAUUUCAGAUGCCAGACAAAGCACUGGUGCUUUUAGAAUUAGCGACUCCGCCAAGCUCUUGCUCCCCAAAAAUCACCUGGCACAAACGAUUGGCCACCCAGUGACCAAUUUAAUUAAAGAUUCCCCAAUUCUUCCUGUGCUUGAACUUGCUAACAUGCUGCACUAUCAGGGAUGCAAAGCGGAAAUGGGCAAACGUGGGUUAAUGAAUUAAUAGUUCAUCAAUGGGAAAACCUUAGCGAAGAACUGAGUUACCAUUUUUGUAUCUAUUAAGUACUUUUCUUAAAAUAACCACUGGGAUAAAAAGUGAAUAGUUAAAAGCCUUAC